AUUUUACAUGCAUUUUGACCAUGGGAUUAUCUGCCUAUAAUUGCAGUAUCACAUCAAUCACAGAUGGUAUGAAGAGUCAGUAGGUUUUCUUGCAAUGUAUUGCCAUUUUACAGUUUAAUGUAAAAUUGUGUAUUUUUCAUUAAGCAUGGCCUAUUUGUAUCUGUCUAAUCGUCAAAAUCGAGACCUCCCUGCAGCAAAAUAACACUCAGGCAGUGUGGUUUUCUUGGCCAUUUUCUUGUUGCUCUAAUCCGGUAUUCAAAGAACACAGGUUCUCGGGGUUGUCUCUGAUGCACUGUAUCAACCACAUCUCAAUCAAGAUAGUCCUUAAUGCUCUCUGAGCUCAGAGGAUGCCUGAUGCAGCGGAGCUGACCAAGCAGAAUCCUCUGCUCUCGGCAGCAUAUAAAGAGAGCAGAGACCGAGGCCAGGCAGAAGACUACACCUGUGCACUUGGCAAAAGGAAACCGGCACAUAGGACCAUUUCUAGUCAACCUCUCUACACAGUCACCAUUACCACCACGGAGCUUCAUCUACAAACCAUCGCUGAAAAGAUGCUGACAGCCUUGCUCCUCGUCCUGAUUGUUGCGUUUGCCAGUGGAGCCCCCGCCUCUGGCGAACCUGAAUGUAGGAAGCUGCGCCAAGUCAUUGAUAGUGUGAUGGAGUGGAAGAAGUCUGGUGUGGACAUGCUGCUGUAUGUGGAACACCUUAAAGAGCAACAUCAGCAUGAAGUGGUUUGUAAGAAUGAAACUUUAUGCAAAGCUAAGGUGAUCCUGGAAAAAAAACUAAUCGAAAAAGUUUUAAAUGGUACACACGUGGACAUAACCAUCAGGGCUUUGGACGUCUACAUUGGCCAUCAAAAUGACUGUCACAAUAUGACGCUUCAGAAUCCGGCUGAGGAGAAAAAACUGACACAUUUCCUGGACGAUGUGAAAAAGUGUGCCCAACAACUGUUUCGUAGCUGCUCCACCAGGCCCUAGUCCUUGUUUAUAUUUAAUGCCAGUUGUAGCAGUGAAACUAAAUUUGCAAGUGUUUUUGUACUUCUAAUUUAUAAGAAAAGUUUUUGGAUUUUGAUGAUCUUUCUGAAAGUCUGUAUUUAUAUAUUUCUGAUUAAAUUGUUUACAGCAAUAAAAGUUUAUCUAAAAUGUUUUUGAAA
Clupea harengus (Atlantic herring) is the source of this 1150-nucleotide messenger RNA. RefSeq lists its product as uncharacterized. The record is from RefSeq and is a predicted model, not a curated record. NCBI's taxonomy places the organism in Eukaryota, Metazoa, Chordata, Actinopteri, Clupeiformes, Clupeidae.